AUGGUCAACUUCACUAUCGAAGAGGAGGGGUCGGUCAUAUCUGGGAGCUCUUCACUAACUCUGGAUCAGAUCCGGGGUCUCAUGGACCGCCCGUCCAACAUCCGUAACAUGUCCGUCAUUGCUCACGUCGAUCACGGAAAGUCUACUUUGACUGAUUCCCUCGUCUCGCGUGCCGGUAUCAUUUCGGCCGCUAAGGCCGGUGACCAGCGUUUCAUGGACACACGUAAGGAUGAACAGGAACGUGGUAUCACCAUCAAGUCCACCGCCAUCUCUCUGUACGCCAAGAUGAGCGACGACGAUGUCAAGGAUAUCCCCCAGAAGUCUGACGGUAACGAGUUCUUGAUCAACUUGAUCGACUCGCCUGGUCACGUUGAUUUCUCAUCUGAAGUCACUGCUGCCCUCCGUGUCACUGAUGGUGCCUUGGUUGUUGUCGACACCGUCGAAGGUGUCUGUGUCCAGACCGAGACCGUGCUUCGCCAGGCCCUUGGUGAGCGUAUCAAGCCUGUCGUCAUCAUCAACAAGGUCGACCGUGCUCUUCUCGAGCUCCAGGUCUCCAAGGAGGACUUGUACCAGUCCUUCUCUCGUACCAUCGAGUCCGUCAACGUCAUCAUCUCCACCUACUUGGACAAGACUCUCGGUGAUGUCCAGGUCUACCCCGAGAAAGGUACCAUUGCUUUCGGUUCCGGUCUUCACGGAUGGGCUUUCACCGUCCGUCAAUUCGCCGUCAGGUACGCCAAGAAGUUCGGUGUCGACCGCAACAAGUUGAUGGAUCGUUUCUGGGGAGAAAACUACUUCAACCCCAAGACCAAGAAGUGGACCAAGUCUGACACAUACGAGGGCAAGACUCUCGAGCGUACCUUCAACAGCUUCAUCCUGGACCCCAUCUUCAAGAUCUUCGCUGCCGUCAACCACUCGAAGAAGGAUGAAGUUGUCACUCUUCUCGAAAAGCUCGAAGUCAAGCUUACCAAGGAAGAACUUGAAUUCGAGGGCAAGCAACUGCUCAAGAUCGCCAUGCGCAACUUCUUGCCUGCUGCUGACGCUCUCCUCGAGAUGUUGGUCAUUCACCUGCCAUCUCCCGUUACUGCCCAAAGGUACCGUGCCGAGACCCUCUACGAAGGUCCUACUGAUGACGAGGCCUGCACUGCUAUCCGUGAAUGUGAUGCCAAGGGUCCUCUCAUGCUGUACGUCUCUAAGAUGGUGCCCACUUCCGAUAAGGGUCGUUUCUACGCUUUCGGUCGUGUUUUCGCUGGUACUGUCAAGUCCGGUCUUAAGGUCCGUAUCCAGGGUCCUAACUACGUCCCUGGUAAGAAGGACGACUUGACCAUCAAGGCUAUCCAGCGUACUAUUCUCAUGAUGGGCCGCUUUGUUGAGCCCAUUGAGGAUGUUCCUGCUGGUAACAUUGUCGGUCUCGUUGGUGUUGAUCAGUUCCUUCUCAAGUCCGGUACUCUCAGUACCUCUGAGACCGCCCACAACCUGAAGGUCAUGAAGUUCUCCGUUUCCCCCGUCGUGCGUCGCUCCGUCGAGGUCAAGAACGCCAGUGAUCUGCCCAAGCUUGUCGAAGGUCUCAAGCGUCUCUCCAAGUCCGACCCUUGUGUCCAGAUCACCAUGUCCGAGUCCGGUGAGCACGUCGUUGCCGGUGCUGGUGAGCUUCACUUGGAAAUUUGCUUGAAGGAUCUCGAGGAGGACCACGCUGGUAUUCCUCUGCGUAUCUCCGACCCUGUCGUGCAAUACCGUGAGACUGUCGGUGCCAAGUCUAGCAUGACUGCCUUGUCCAAAUCCCCCAACAAGCACAACCGUCUGUACGUUGAGGCCGAGCCUCUUAGCGAGGAAGUCUCGCAGGCCAUCGAGUCUGGCAAGAUUACCCCUCGUGACGAUUUCAAGGCCCGUGCUCGUAUCCUUGCCGAUGAGUACGAGUGGGAUGUCACCGAUGCCCGUAAGAUCUGGGCUUUCGGUCCCGACACCACUGGUGCCAACUUGCUUGUUGACCAGACCAAGGCCGUUCAGUACCUGAACGAAAUCAAGGAUUCCGUCGUGUCCGGUUUCCAAUGGGCUACCCGUGAAGGUCCCAUCGCUGAAGAGCCUAUGCGCUCUAUUCGCUUCAACGUCAUGGAUGUGACCCUGCACGCUGAUGCCAUUCACCGUGGUGGUGGCCAGAUUAUCCCCACUGCUCGUCGUGUGCUCUACGCCUCGACUUUGCUUGCCGAGCCUGGUCUGUUGGAACCUAUCUUCAACGUCGAGAUCCAAGUUCCCGAGCAAGCCAUGGGUGGUAUCUACGGUGUGCUCACUCGUCGUCGUGGUCACGUCUACACUGAGGAGCAGCGUGUCGGUACCCCUCUCUUCACCGUCAAGGCUUACAUGCCAGUCAACGAAUCCUUCGGUUUCAACGCCGAUCUCCGUGCCGCCACUGCUGGACAGGCCUUCCCCCAGUCCGUCUUUGACCAUUGGGCCAUCCUCCCCGGUGGAUCUCCUCUUGACUCGACUACCAAGCCUGGUCAAAUCAUUCUCGAGACCCGUAAGCGCAAGGGUCUCAAGGAGGAGGUUCCUGGCUACGAAAACGUAAGUUUACAAUACCUGUACUUUUUAAUAAUGUGUUUGUAUGGUUUGCUAAUAUCUGCCUUUAGUACUACGACAAGCUGUAAAGGCCAUCUCUCAAGUCGGACUGCACCUGCCUUGACAAUCCAUGGCGGGCAGUUGUUACGAUUUACCGAGGAACAAGCCACCGAGGUGAAGAAAUGGGUGGUCAAGAGAUUAGAAGACAUUUCUGACGCCGAUGCCGAUGUCCUGGCCGACUAUGUGCUCGCGCUUAUUCGAUCCGAUGCCCCCGAUGAAGAAAUUCGCCAAGCGUCGAUUGAGAAUUUGGAGGACUUCUUGAAAGAAAAUACUGGUCCAUUUGUCGACGAGAUCUUUGCGAAAUACGGUCCAAAGACCGACGCACCAGCAGCUGCCCCUGCUGCUCCCCAGCAACAGACACAGCCUCAGCCGCAAGCUCAGGGCGUCCCAUCCGUUGCGCCUCAACAGCAGCCUUUUGUAUUUGAGGGGCAACCCCAAGGCUUCGGGCCUCAGGGAAAUGCGCAGGGAGCUUGGAACACCAGCCCACAAAACUCGCGCAAGCGCACGUUCAACGAAGGCUUUCAGCAGGACGACCAGCAUGGCGAUUCGCAACGAGGCGCGAGGUCUCUUAAAACCCCUCGGACACGUCGGGGUGGCGGUCGCGGCGACCACAUGAAUGGAGGGCGAGGCGGCGCGGCGCAGUUUCCACAAGGCAUGCCUGGUUUUGGCGGAAUGCCGCCAGGAUUCCCUGGUUUCGACCAGAACGACCCGAUGGGGGCAAUGAUGGCUAUCCAGAGUAUGGGAUUCCCCCAGAUGCCAGGUAUGCCGCCGAUGCCGAUGCCUGGUCAACCAGGUGGCGAUCAAGCAAAGUCAAAUGAGCCUUGCCCGUUCUACGAAACGAAUGGAAUUUGCUACAUGGGAGCUGCUUGUCCAUACACACAUGGACAGAGCUCGUUUGUGGUUUCUGGGAACAAGGGAAAGGAUGAAUACGAUCCCGCCAACUCUACCAUUUUCGAUACGCAACGCGGCAAAGAUUCCAACAGAGGCUCUGACCGAGGUCGAGGACGAGGUCGUGGCCGUGGCGAUCGUGGUGGCAUGUCUUCAAGAGGCCGUGGAGGACGCCCGGAGUUUUCAGCCGUGGGCCCUACAGACGAUAAAACAAUAACCACUGUUGUCGUCGACAACAUCCCAGAGGACAAGUACAACGAAGACGUGAUUCGAGAGCAUUUCUCCGAGUUUGGAAACAUUACCGAAAUCACCAUGGAAGGAUUCAAAAAGAACCUGUCACUGAUCAAAUUCGAAGAUCACGAGUCAGCUCGUCGGGCCUGGUCUAGCCCCAAGGCUAUAUUUGACAACCGCUUCGUCAAGGUUUACUGGUAUAAGCCAAAGAAGCCCGAGGGUGACGACCAACAGGCGCCCAAAGAGCAAGACACUCCUAUGUUCGACAAAGACGCGUUCGAUGCCAGGCAAGCCGAGGCCCAAAAGGUGCAUGAAGAACGCAUGCAAAAGCGCAAGCAGGCUGAAGAGACUCGCCUCGCGCUUGAGAAGCAGCGCGAAGAACUCAUGAAAAAGCAAGAGGAAGAAAAAGCCAAACUCUUGCAACGCCUUGGAGCUGCAGAAGCCGGAACCGAAGCUAAUGGCAAUGCUGCUGCUAAUGGGGCCGGUGCAGCUGCGGACGGCGAUUCUAGCGACCAGACCAAGUCUCUACGUGCUCAGCUCGCCGCGCUGGAAGCCGAAGCCAAGAGUCUGGGAAUUGACCCGAGUGCUGGUGCCCAGUCGUUCCGAGGUCGCGGUCGAGGUGCGAGCGGAUAUCGUGGCCGUGGCCGUGGUGGCUUUGACCCGUCUUAUCGAGGAUCAUACCGAGGAGCGUAUCGCGGUCGUGGAGCUGGAGCUGGACCAGGACGUGGUGGUGUUCUUAGACUGGACAACCGUCCACGACGAGUGGCCAUUUCAGGCGUGGAAUUGAAUGGCGACAAAGACGAGGCUCUGCGACAAUAUCUCAUUGGCAUCGGUGAAUUCGAAUCAAUCGACCGCAACCCAGACCAACCCGAUUCCAUGGUUGUCACUUUCAAGGAACGCUACAUUGCCGAAAAGCUUAUGUUUGGAACUAGCGAAAUCCCAUCUGUUGGUAAAGUCGAGCUGAAUUGGGUCCCCAACCCUCCGAUCUCUUUCCCAGGAGCAACAACAACAGCAGCAGCAGCGGCUGCUCCUGCUGGUGAGAAGAAUGGCGGUGAUACGGUUAUGGAGAACGUCGAAGGCACCAAUGGCCACGGCCAUGCAGGCGAGGUCGAUUACGAUGUUGCCGAGGACGAAGACAGCUGGGGUAUUGGAAUCUAA
Molecule: messenger RNA, 4887 nt
Organism: Talaromyces rugulosus
Lineage: Eukaryota; Fungi; Ascomycota; Eurotiomycetes; Eurotiales; Trichocomaceae
Exons: 10
Coding region: 1-4887 (1628 amino acids)
Biological process (GO): mRNA processing; translational elongation
Cellular component (GO): ribonucleoprotein complex; cytosol
Molecular function (GO): ribosome binding; translation elongation factor activity; metal ion binding
Source: RefSeq, a predicted model, not a curated record